This is a messenger RNA of Clupea harengus (Atlantic herring), 886 nucleotides long. RefSeq names its product ladderlectin-like. The record is from RefSeq and is a predicted model, not a curated record. The coding region runs from base 281 to 802 and encodes 173 amino acids. NCBI's taxonomy places the organism in Eukaryota, Metazoa, Chordata, Actinopteri, Clupeiformes, Clupeidae. The transcript has 5 exons.
CUAUCUAGGUUUUUACGUAUUGUUUUCCUUGCCUUAAUGUGAAAGUUACACUCCUAUCAUUUUUUUAUUUGCGUAUAUUUAUUUUGGUUUAGUGAGAUCAAGUUCUGUAAUCAUUCAUCAUCAUCUACAAUCAUGUGCAGUUUGUCUACAGAGCCUAGAUGUACUGUAUCUACAAUAGUGCUUAAAAACUCAGUAUUUUUUGACAAAUGUUUUUCUAUGUGAGCAAUGUAUCACACAUUUCAAUGAAUGUAUUUCUGUAAUUGUAUUCUUCCUUUAUGCAAUGUAUUUGAAAUAUUAUUUAAUAUUGUCUCUUGCUUUGGCCAGCAACAUGAUCAAAAAAGCCAGCUUUCUUCUCCUCUCUGCUCUCCUUAUCUGCUGUGGAGCAGAAGACACAGUGGGCUCAGAGCAGGAGGCUGAAGUGCACUGUCCUCACACUUGCCCUCAGUUCUGGACUCGUAAUGGUACCCGCUGUUUCAAGUUUGUCUCCAAAGCAAGAUCUUGGGCCGAAUCUGAGCUUCACUGUUUGGCGAUAGGAGGGAACCUGGCCUCGGUGCACAGCAUAGAUGAGUACAGCUUCAUCCAGGAACUGAUCCUCGGACACACUGAAGGCACUCCUCGUACUUGGAUCGGAGGAUGUGAUGCUGCUCAGGAGGGUCUGUGGUUUUGGAGUGAUGGGUCCAGGUUUGACUUCACUACCUGGGCUCCUGGUCAGCCUAAUAACUUUGGUGGACAGGAGCAUUGUGUGGAAAUGAAUUUUCCAGGUACAGUCACCACUAUUCAAAUAAUAUUUCUGCUACAAUGAAAAUCUUGAAUCCCUUGAAAUUAAUUACAUAUACAGAAUUAUAUAUACACAUACAAAAAUUCAAGUCAUAAUCAUGGUAUGGUA